CACUUUGCGCUCCACCCAUGAGACAGUUUAGUCUGGCCCCACAGAGGAAAUUCAUCCCCCGUCCGGAGGAGUAGAUAGAGUCCCUCCGCUGCUCCCUCCGCUCAGUCUGCCUCUCCAACGGUAGUCGGCGUGCUGAUCCAGCAGCGCUCUCUCUCAGUGUGAGACCUGGGACAGCGAGAAGAAGGGGAGCGCUUUCACCACCGAACACGGCGGCAGUCCCCCAUGGCACUGUGCAACGGAGAGAGCAAGCUGGAGAUCAGCACCACAGAGCAGAAUGGAUCAUUUGAGGGGGCGGUUGCCAUCCUGGAUGCAGGCGCACAGUACGGGAAGGUGAUUGACAGACGGGUGCGGGAGCUGUGUGUCCGCUCAGAGAUUCUCCCUUUGGAGACCCCAGGCUUUGCAAUCAGAGAACAAGGUUACAGAGCGAUCAUUAUUUCAGGAGGUCCGGCUUCUGUGUAUGCAGAAGAUGCCCCCUGGUUUGACCCAGCCAUAUUCACCAUAGGGAAGCCAGUCCUUGGGAUUUGCUAUGGAAUGCAGAUGAUGAAUAAAGUUUUUGGUGGGACGGUCCACAAAAAGAGUGUAAGGGAGGAUGGCGUGUUCAACAUUGCGCUGGACAACACAUGCUCCCUUUUCAGAGGCCUUCAGAAGGAGGAACUGGUGCUGCUGACCCACGGUGACAGCGUGGAUAAAGUGGCUGAUGGCUUUAAAGUGGUGGCCCAGUCAGGAAACAUUAUUGCUGGGAUUGCUAACGAACAGAAGAAGCUGUACGGGACACAGUUUCACCCUGAGGUUGACCUGACGGAGCGAGGGAUGGAGAUGCUGCGGAACUUCCUGUUUGAGAUCGCGGGUUGUACGAGUAACUUCACCGUGCACAACCGGGAGGAGGUUUGCAUCAAUGAAAUCAGAGAAAAAGUGGGCACGUCGAAAGUUCUGGUGCUACUGAGUGGUGGGGUUGACUCAACAGUUUGCACAGCUCUACUGAACAAAGCUCUGAAUCAGGAGCAGGUGAUUGCUGUUCACAUCGAUAAUGGCUUUAUGAGGAAGAGAGAGAGUCAGAGUGUGGAGGAGGCCCUCACCAAGCUGGGUAUUAAACUCAAAGUGGUAAAUGCAGCUCACACUUUUUACAACGGGACAACAACUCUUCCCAUUUCUGAGGAGGACAGGACGCCACGGAAACGCAUCAGCAAGACCUUGAAUAUGACCACCAACCCUGAGGAGAAAAGGAAGAUUAUUGGAGACACGUUUGUUAAAGUGGCUAAUGAAGUUCUUGGAGAAAUGAACCUGAACCCGGAGGAGGUUUUCCUGGCGCAGGGCACGCUGCGGCCGGAUCUCAUUGAGAGUGCCUCUCAUAUUGCCAGCGGAAAGGCAGAGGUCAUCAAAACGCAUCACAAUGACACCGAACUCAUCCGCAAGCUCAGAGAUGAGGGAAAAGUAAUUGAACCUUUGAAAGAUUUCCAUAAAGAUGAAGUGAGAGCGCUGGGAAGAGAGUUGGGCCUGCCAGAGGAGAUCGUCUCUCGGCAUCCUUUUCCUGGGCCGGGUUUGUCCAUCAGAGUGAUUUGUGCUGAGGAGCCUUAUAUUUGUAAGGAUUUUGCUGAAACAAACAACAUCCUCAAAAUCGUCACAGAUUUUUCUGCAAGUGUCAAAAAGCCUCAUGCCUUGCUCCAGAGAGUGAAGUCAUGCAUAUCAGAUGAAGAGGAGGAGAAGCUCAUGAAGAUCACCAGCCUUCAUUCACUUAAUGCCUUCCUGCUGCCCAUUAAAACUGUUGGUGUCCAGGGAGACUGCAGGUCUUACAGUUAUGUGUGUGGUGUCACAAGUAAAGAAUCUCCUCACUGGGAAUCACUGAUGUUUCUGGCCAGACUCAUCCCUCGAAUGUGCCAUACCAUUAACAGAGUUGUGUAUAUAUUUGGGUCUCACGUGAAGGAGCCGCCAACAGACAUUACCCCGACUUUCCUGACCACCGGUGUUCUGAGUACGCUCAGACAGGCGGACUUUGUAGCUCACGCUAUCCUCAGAGAGUCUGGUUAUUCAGGGAAGAUCAGCCAGAUGCCAGUCAUCCUCACUCCCCUCCAUUUUGACAGAGACCCUCUGCAGAAGCAGCCCUCAUGUCGGCGCUCUGUCGUCGUCCGCACCUUCAUCACCAGCGACUUUAUGACGGGCAUCGCUGCCAUGCCUGGUAACCACAUCCCAGAGGAGGUGGUGCUAAAGAUGGUAAACGAAAUCAAGAAAAUCCCCGGCAUCUCCAGAGUGAUGUAUGACCUGACUUCCAAGCCCCCCGGCACCACAGAGUGGGAGUAGAGCCACAACAUGACUUGAUAUCACAUCCACACGCAGUG
Molecule: messenger RNA, 2333 nt
Organism: Cyprinodon variegatus (sheepshead minnow)
Lineage: Eukaryota; Metazoa; Chordata; Actinopteri; Cyprinodontiformes; Cyprinodontidae
Gene: gmps
Product: guanine monophosphate synthase
Exons: 16
Coding region: 223-2295 (690 amino acids)
Biological process (GO): GMP biosynthetic process
Cellular component (GO): cytosol
Molecular function (GO): GMP synthase (glutamine-hydrolyzing) activity; GMP synthase activity; ATP binding
Source: RefSeq, a predicted model, not a curated record